Messenger RNA from Drosophila bipectinata, 2459 nucleotides. RefSeq names its product DNA ligase 1 (gene DNAlig1). Lineage: Eukaryota; Metazoa; Arthropoda; Insecta; Diptera; Drosophilidae. Gene Ontology annotation, molecular function: DNA binding; DNA ligase (ATP) activity; ATP binding. The record is from RefSeq and is a predicted model, not a curated record. Gene Ontology annotation, biological process: DNA recombination; Okazaki fragment processing involved in mitotic DNA replication; lagging strand elongation. Gene Ontology annotation, cellular component: nucleus; mitochondrion.
CACACUUGGAAUUAACUGGCGGGAAUCGUGUCUUCAUUGCAACACUUUAUAUAUUUUGUUGGAAGCUGCACUGCAUCACAAUGCAAAAGUCCAUAACAUCCUUUUUCAAAAGGAAAUCUGAUGUUCCAGAUGAGUCGCCGGAACCAAAGAAAGCUCCCAAAAUCAAAACUGAAACAAAAGUCACAAAAAAACCCACAAUCAAGAGUGAAGAUGGGUCCCCCGAAGCUAAAAUUAAAAUUAAGCCAGAACCAAUGACUGUGGACCCUCUAGAAUCACCAGAUGCUCCAAAAAAAGUAAAGGAUGAGUUGGAUACGGAAAACAAACCGGCAGCCGCCAAUGAUGCAAAAGAUGAAUCGGAUGCAGAGAACAAAGAAGCCGACCGCAAGGUUACAACCAUAGGCUUGGUCUCUACCUCAAAGGAUGGAAAAGAGGACGCUGAGAACUACGAUCCCUCCAAAGAGUCUUACCAUCCUCUGAAGAAUGCCUACUGGGCGUCAAAGAAAGUCACUCCUUACUUGGCAUUGGCACGGACGUUCCAAGUCAUUGAGGAAACCAAAGGCCGCCUCAAAAUGAUCGACACUCUGAGCAAUUAUUUUUGUUCGGUCAUGUUGGUCAGCCCCAGUGAUCUGGUGCCCAGUGUGUAUCUCAGUAUUAACCAAUUAGCUCCUGCCUAUGAAGGCUUGGAGUUGGGAGUUGCCGAAACCACGCUGAUGAAGGCCAUUUGCAAAGCCACCGGUCGAAAUUUGGCCCACAUUAAAUCGCAGACACAACUGAUUGGUGACCUGGGCAUUGUGGCCGAGCAGUCCCGCGUUUCGCAGCGCAUGAUGUUUCAACCGGCUCCCUUGAACAUUCGAGAUGUGUUCCGUAAGCUCAGGGAAAUCGCCAAAAUAUCCGGUCAAUCUAAGAUGGAUCUUGUUUACAACGUAUUUGUGUCCUGCCGAUCGUCAGAGGCCCGCUUCUUCAUCCGCUCCUUGAUUGGAAAACUACGGAUUGGCAUUGCCGAACAGAGUUUGCUGACGGCUUUAGCCAUUGCCCUGGUCAAGAAGAACCAUAUCGGUGACUGCAAAGCCAGCAAGGUGCCAGAUGCCUACAAAGAAGAAAUUGCAGAAACUACAUUGCUGCUGAAAACCGCCUACAGUCAAUGUCCAAACUACGACAUAAUUAUUCCUGCCAUUCUGGAGUACGAUAUUAAGGAACUUCAAGAACGCUGUCCCAUGCAUCCUGGCAUGCCGCUGAGACCUAUGCUUGCCCAGCCCACUAAGGGUGUUCACGAGGUUUUUGAAAGAUUCGGGGGCAUGCACAUUACUUGCGAGUGGAAGUACGACGGGGAACGAGCCCAGAUUCACUGCAAUGAGAAGGGCGAGAUAAGCAUAUUCUCCAGGAACUCUGAAAACAAUACAGCAAAAUAUCCGGAUUUAAUUGCCAGAAGCAAGAAUUUCCUCAAGUGCCCUGUUGAAUCCUAUAUCAUAGACAGCGAGAUCGUUGCCUGGGACGUGGAACGAAAGCAAAUUCUGCCCUUCCAAGUGCUAAGCACUCGGAAAAGAAAGAACGUUGACAUUGAGGAAAUUAAAGUUCAAGUCUGCGUCUAUAUAUUCGAUCUCCUGUAUAUUAAUGGAACGGCCUUGGUGACAAAGCCGUUGUCGGAACGUCGAAAACUACUUAACGAGCAUUUUCAGGAGGUUGAAGGGGAGUGGCAAUUCGCGACUGCAUUAAACACCAACGACAUAGACGAGGUGCAACAGUUUCUCGAGGAAUCUGUUAAAGGUAACUGUGAGGGUCUUAUGGUUAAAACACUGGAUCAGGAAGCAACUUACGAAAUAGCAAAGAGAUCUAGAAACUGGCUAAAGCUGAAGAAGGAUUACAUAUCCAAUGUGGGCGACUCGCUGGAUCUCGUAGUGAUUGGCGGCUACAAAGGCAAGGGCAAGAGAACUGGUACCUACGGUGGCUUUUUACUGGCUUGCUACGAUACUGAAAAUGAAGAAUACCAGACCAUCUGCAAAAUUGGAACAGGUUUCACCGAUGAAGAUCUGCAGACGCAUUCAGAGUUUUUGGGAAAACAUGUCAUUAGCAGUGCAAAGUCCUACUACAGGUACGACUCUAGCCUGGAGCCUGACCAUUGGUUUGAACCGGUGCAAGUGUGGGAGAUCAAGUGCGCCGAUCUGUCACUUAGCCCGAUCCACCGAGCGGCAAUUGGUAUCGUUGACGGGGAACGUGGUAUUUCGCUGCGGUUCCCCAGAUUCAUUCGUAUCAGAGAUGACAAGAACAGCGAGAAUGCCACAGACGCUAAUCAGGUGGCCCACAUGUACCAAUCACAGGACCUGGUGAAGAACAACCAAAAAACCUUAACCCAAAUGGAUUUGGAGGAUGAGUUCUAUUGACUGGACUCGCAAUAUUCAGAUUGUAACAUUUAUUUAAUAAUAAAAGUACAUUUAUUCGCCUAUUUGGCGAGGCUGGCCGAA